Messenger RNA from Misgurnus anguillicaudatus (oriental weatherfish), 2633 nucleotides. The record is from RefSeq and is a predicted model, not a curated record. Lineage: Eukaryota; Metazoa; Chordata; Actinopteri; Cypriniformes; Cobitidae.
AAUACGCCCACUCCCCGUCUGUCGUCACUUGCAUUGAAACAUUUGUUCAUUUUUAUCAGUGGUGCGUCUUGCUUGGUGCUUUUGUACAACGAAUGUCUUUGUAUUAUUUUUUUGGAGUGCUACAUAAUUGAAUUGUCUCCGAUGUGACUUUUCAAUGAACAUUUGUAGAGCCGUUGUGAAAUUGUCGUGGAUCGACUUGCAAAAUGGGACAAAGGAGACCUCAUCACUGGCUGGAGCCGCGUUUAAAAAUCCUUUUCAUUGCUUUCUCGCUGGUUUUUGGGAGGACGGCCUGGGCGCAAAUUCGCUACUCGAUCUCUGAAGAGCAGAAGGAUGGAGCUGUUGUAGGAAAUAUUGCGAAGGAUUUGGGUAUUGAUUACAGAACCUUAAAUGAUCGAAGAUGUCGUAUCGUCUCGACCUCAGGCGAGCCAUUGUUCAGUGUGAAUCAAAAUGACGGUAUGUUGUAUGUGAACGGUAAAAUAGACAGAGAGGCGGUGUGCGAGAGAAUCAACCCGUGUUUAAUCAAUCUGAAAAUCGCGUUAGAAAAUCCACUAGAAAUUCAUUACGUGACUGUUGAUAUUAUUGACGUGAAUGACCACGCUCCGAGAUUCCCAGAACAGGAAAAGCGCUUAGAAAUAAGUGAAACUGUCCUUCCUGGUGCGCGUUUCCAAAUUAAGGCAGCGCGUGAUCCAGAUAGUGGCAGUAAUUCAGUUCAAGUUUAUAAACUCAGCCACACUGAUUUUUUUCGUAUUGAAAUAAUAGAUCGAGAUGAAGAUGGCAAAGUUCCCGUACUGAUAUUGCAAAAGCCGCUCGACCGAGAGGUCACUAAAAGAAUACGAUUACAUUUAACUGCUUUAGAUGGAGGCAAACCGCCAAAGUCUGGAACAAUAGACAUAACGAUAGAUGUGUUAGAUAUCAAUGAUAAUGCUCCUGUGUUUACUAAAGAAACUUACAGUGUAGUGCUAAAUGAAAACACGCCUGUAGGCACAACAAUUUUAAGGGUAAAUGCAACCGAUUCCGACGAAGGUCAAAAUGGAGAAGUUAUUUAUGCAUUAGGACAUGACGUCAAUUACAAUUUGCGUAAACUUUUUGAUGUUAACCCAACCACAGGAGAAAUUAUUGUAACUGGUCUUUUGGAUUUUGAAAUCAAAGAUAAAUAUCAGAUUGACAUUCAAGCCUCUGAUAAAGGAAUUGUUCCUUUAACAACAGAUAAAAUAAUUACUAUAAAAAUAGCAGAUGUAAAUGACAAUCCUCCUCAGAUCGAAGUGACGUCAUUUUCAGAAUCUGUUCCCGAGGACUCCAAACCUGGCACAACAGUGGCUUUAAUAAGUGUAUCAGAUUUAGAUUCUGAAGUAAAUGGAAGAGUCUCAUGUUCAAUACCCGAUGACGUACCUUUUAAAUUAAUGUCUUCAUCACAAGAUAAUACAUAUUCCUUAGUUACAACAUCAGCUCUUGACAGAGAGACAAUAUCUCACUAUGAAGUUAUGUUGGUAGCCAAAGACGCUGGACAGCCACCUCUGUCUUCUGUUAAAACUAUAACUGUGCAGGUGUCAGAUGUAAAUGACAACAGUCCAGAGUUCAGCUCUUCCCCUUAUGCGUUUUAUGUGAUGGAAAAUAAUGUGCCAGGCAAAUCUUUAUUUUCUGUGUCUGCUUUUGAUAAAGAUGCCAGUGAAAGUGGCAUUGUUAACUAUCAGAUAUGGAGAGAUGGCGGUGUAGAAAACAAAUACACAUCUUUUAUUAACAUUAACUCAGAAAAUGGAGAGAUUUAUGCACUGAAGAGUUUUGACUUUGAAACUGUAAAGACAUUCCAGUUCCACGUGCUCGCUACAGACUCUGGAUCUCCGUCUCUGAGCAGUAAUGUGACAGUAAACGUGUUUAUUCUGGAUCAGAACGACAAUGUUCCAGUGAUCUUAUAUCCAGUGAGCGCUAACGGUUCUGCUGAGGGUGUAGAGGAGAUUCCCCGAAAUGUGAACGCAGGUCAUUUGGUGACUAAAGUCAGAGCCUAUGAUGCAGAUAUAGGAUACAACGGCUGGUUGUUAUUUUCACUGCAGGAAGUUAGUGAUCACAGUCUGUUUGGUUUGGACCGCUAUACAGGACAGAUAAGGACCCUUCGCUCAUUCACAGAAACAGACGAGGCCCAGCAUAAACUGGUCAUGCUGGUGAAAGACAAUGGCAACGUUUCUCUCUCAGCAACAGCGACUGUGAUUGUGAAAGUUGUGGAGCCUAAAGAGGCUUUUGCAGCUUCUGAUGUUACAAACGCAGUGAAAGACGAUGAAGAAAACAACGUGACAUUUUAUUUGAUCAUCACAUUGGGCUCUGUGUCAGUGCUUUUUAUCAUCAGUAUCAUCGUGUUGAUUGCAAUGCAGUGCUCUAAAUCUUCAGACUAUUCGUCCAAGUAUUUACAAGAUACGAAUUAUGAUGGGACUUUGUGUCACAGCAUUCAGUACAGAUCUGGAGACAAACGGUACAUGCUAGUUGGACCCAGAAUGAGUGUCGGUUCUACUCUAGCACCUGGCAGUAAUAGGAAUACUCUAGUGAUACCAGAUCGCAGGAGGAGAGAUUCUGGAGAGGUAAGAAAACAGAUGAAGUUGUUAUUUAUUCGCUCAGGGCCGGCCCUGGCCAAUUUGCUGCCCUAG